GCAUUGCCUGUAAGUCGCUGGCUUCCAGGAAAAGGAAACUAGACGGGUCUUAUGGUCGGGGUCCUGGGCUCUGUUCUCACAACUGGAGGAGACUCUGAGCAGGAAGGAUGGCGCAGUGGUACGACUUACAGCAAAUCGAUUCCAAAUUCUUGGAACAAGUCCAUCAGUUAUAUGAUGACAGCUUUCCCAUGGAGAUAAGGCAGUAUCUGGCUCAAUGGCUAGAAGGACAAGACUGGGAACAUGCUGCAAACAAUGUCUCUUUGGCCACGAUUCUCUUCCAUGGACUUCUAGCCCAGUUGGAUGACCAGUACAGCAGAUUUACCGUGGAGUGCAACUUCUUAUUACAACAUAAUAUACGGAAAAGCAAACGGAAUCUGCAGGAUAACUUCCAGGAAGACCCAGUACAAAUGGCGAUGAUCAUUUACAACUGCCUAAAAGAAGAAACUAAAAUCUUGGCCAAUGCACGUUCAUUUUCUCAGAAUCAGAUUGGUAAUACACAAAAUACAGUGAUGAUGGACAAGCAAAGAGAGCUUGAUAAGAAGGUCACAGAAAUAAAAAACAGAGCUUUGGAACUAGAACAAGAAGUCAAAAAUUUGGAGGAAUUACAAGAUGAAUAUGACUUCAAAUGUAAAACUAUACAAAGCAGAGGAUUUUGCAUUUCAGAAAAUGAGCAUAAUGGAAUUGCGCAAAAUGAACUGAAGCAGGAAAAGUUGGUUUUAAGAAAUAUGCACAUUACUGUGAGCCUUCGAAGAAAGGAAAUUGUUCAUAGAAUAGGCGAACUGCUAAAUGGCAUAGAUCAUACACAGAGUUCCCUAAUUAAUGAAGAACUGGUUGAAUGGAAGCGCAGACAACAAAUCGCUUGCAUUGGAGGCCCACCUAAUGCUUGUCUUGACCAACUGCAAACCUGGUUUACAUCUAUUGCUAAAAGUCUACAGAAAAUCCGUCAACAGUUGAAGAAACUGGAGGAGUUCGAGCAGAAACUUACAUAUGAUUCUGAUCCCAUUACCAACAACAAGCAAGCCUUGCAAGAACGUACACAAGCUUUAUUCAAACAGCUGAUACAGAGCUCUUUUGUGGUUGAAAGGCAACCAUGCAUGCCUACCCACCCACAGAGAUCCUUGGUCCUAAAAACCAGUGUCCAGUUCACUGUAAAACUAAGACUUUUGGUAAAACUACCGGAGCUUAAUUAUCAGCUAAAAGUAAAAGCUGUAUUUGAUAAAGAUGUCAAUGAGAAGAAUACAGUAAAAGGAUUCCGGAAAUUUAAUAUUUUAGGUACAAACACAAAAGUAAUGAAUAUGGAAGAAUCCACAAAUGGAAGUUUAGCAGCUGAGUUCAGACAUCUGCAAUUAAAAGAACAAAAGAAUGCAGGAAACAGGACUAAUGAGGGGCCUCUUAUUGUGACUGAGGAACUGCAUUCAUUGAGUUUUGAGACACAGCUUUGCCAUCUUGGAUAUGUAGUGGAUUUGGAGACAGCAUCACUUCCAAUAGUAGUGAUUUCCAAUGUGAGCCAGCUCCCCAGUGGCUGGGCUUCUAUUCUAUGGUAUAAUAUGCUGUGCCCUGAGACAAAGAACUUAUCCUUUUUCUUAAGCCCAGCAGUAGCCACAUGGUCCCAGGUGAUGGACGUACUCAGCUGGCAGUUUUCUUCAGCAACCAAAAGAGGACUUCACACAGACCAGCUGAGUAUGCUGGAAGAGAAAUUAUUAGGGCCAAAUCCUACUGAUGACUGUAUUCCAUGGACAAAAUUCUGCAAGGAAAAUCUUAAUGAUAAGAAUUUUCCAUUUUGGCUUUGGAUUGAGGGCAUCUUGGAACUAAUUAGAAAGCAUCUAUUAUGCCUGUGGAAUGAUGGGUGUAUUAUGGGUUUUAUAAGCAAAGAUAAAGAGCGUAUGCUACUAAAAGACAAAGAACCCGGCACAUUUUUAUUGAGGUUUAGUGAAAGCAGUAAAGAAGGAGCCAUCACAUUUACCUGGGUGGAGAGAUCACAAAAUGAGCCAGUAUUUCAUUCUGUGGAGCCUUAUACAAAGAGGGAGCUUUCUGCUGUGACGUUUCCAGACAUUAUUCGCAACUAUAAAGUAAUGGCAGCUGAAAACAUUCCUGAAAAUCCACUGAAAUUUUUAUAUCCAGACGUACCAAAAGAUGCAGCAUUUGGAAGAUACUACACCAGACCUACAGAUGUUCCUGAACCAAUGGAUCUUGAUGGACCUAAAACAACAGGAUACAUCAAAACAGAAUUAAUAUCAGUAUCUGAAGUACACCCUUCAAGACUGGCAACAGCCGAUUCUCUGUUACCAAUGUCUCCAGAUGACUAUGCUCAUUUAGAAAGGCUCGUACCUGAAGGUUUGAUGGAUUCCUACAGCAAUUAAGGGCGUCUUCAGUGGUGCCUAUACCCAUCCUUUGCAAGAUCUUUCAGUAUCAAGUUGCUUUUCUGAAAUGAUGUUACUGUAAGCUGUGUCCAGGUGGAUGUUUAGUUCAUCAUUAAUCUUUUUUAGAAAUCAGUGUGGUAUUAUCCUGCUGGCAAUGAGAAAUGUGAAUAUGCGUGCCAGGCCUAUAAUUCCAGGAAAACCGAGGAUAGACCACAAUUCUAUCACCACCUCUUUCUCCUAUAGUUCUAGUGGCCUGUAGGUGACUUCCAAUGUUGUAGGCAGAAGGAUGCAUUUUGUAUUGGAUUGCAAAUGUAAUCUGUUAAUAUCCAGACAUGUUUUGUCUAAAGCCUCGUACACACCAUACGAUUGUUGGCAGGGGAUUGUCUGUUGACAGACUGUUGUCCUAAAAUCUGACCGUUGGUACGCUCCUUCUGACAAUUGGAAAUAAGAAGGGGGACAGUAUCCUCACAUGUAGUGAGCAUGUGGAUACUUGGUAAUAAAAGGUGCCACGUCCUAAUAGAUAUGAAGAGAGAAUUAACUAGGGGCUAGUUGUUGGACUUUACAGGCACAGUAUAC
This is a messenger RNA of Rana temporaria (common frog), 2936 nucleotides long. RefSeq names its product signal transducer and activator of transcription 1 (gene STAT1). The record is from RefSeq and is a predicted model, not a curated record. Gene Ontology annotation, biological process: type I interferon-mediated signaling pathway; regulation of cell population proliferation; response to peptide hormone. Gene Ontology annotation, molecular function: RNA polymerase II cis-regulatory region sequence-specific DNA binding; DNA-binding transcription factor activity, RNA polymerase II-specific. Lineage: Eukaryota; Metazoa; Chordata; Amphibia; Anura; Ranidae. The transcript has 24 exons. Bases 108 to 2360 code for a protein of 750 amino acids.